Messenger RNA from Petromyzon marinus (sea lamprey), 6461 nucleotides. RefSeq names its product integrin subunit alpha 9 (gene ITGA9). Lineage: Eukaryota; Metazoa; Chordata; Hyperoartia; Petromyzontiformes; Petromyzontidae. Gene Ontology annotation, molecular function: integrin binding. Gene Ontology annotation, biological process: cell adhesion mediated by integrin; integrin-mediated signaling pathway; cell-cell adhesion. Gene Ontology annotation, cellular component: integrin complex; external side of plasma membrane. The record is from RefSeq and is a predicted model, not a curated record.
GAGCCACAGCAGGGCUCCGCCUGUGCUGCGCGCGCGGGUCCACGUGUUGCGUCUCAGUGUGCGCAUCAGUGCGCAUCAGUCCUCCGUGUGUUCCUGUGUACGCGCCCGUGGUGUAUUGGCAGCAGCAGCAGGAGCAGAGGCAGCAAGGGAGGAACCUGCGCUCGUGACACCACGCGCGACGCUGGGAUUUGACACGAGCUGUGGGGCAGAGCGUGCGGUGAGCGGCGACACGCAGUUUGGGCCAUGCUGAGCUGCUCUUAGCCACGGACGUGAGAGGAGAAACAGAGGUUUUGAGUGGGGGACGGGGACUGCAAGCGGGCUUCAGUUUGGUUGGAUUUGCCCACGUUCUUUGCGGGAGAGCUGUCUCCUGGAGAUGCGGCCGUGCGCAGAAGUCUCGACAUACUUCAGGAUGCAGUGGAAUUCGUAACAUCUGGACUGCGUGCGGAGACAAACACCCCCAUCCACGAUACUCUGACUUGUACCUCGAGCACAACACGCGAGGCGUCAUACACGACAUACAUAUACGUAAAUGUGGACAUGCAUUUACGCAUGCAAUAUUAAUGACAUACUAUACACAAACAUAGUUAUUUACACAAGUAUACUCGCUAACAUAUACAAAAACAUAUGCAUAAACGUAUACUACACGGAUUUACAUGAUCGUUUAAUGAACAUACACGCACUGGUAUACCCACCUACACACACUCGCUUAACCACAUACUCAAGCGAAUAAACACGUAUACGUAUACAACAAACUCGUACACACAAACUCAUACACACAUACAGACUGAUACACACAAAUACACAUACAAACUCAUACAUACAGACACACGCACGCACACGCGCGUACACACGCACGCACGCGCACGUGCCAUGGCGCGGCUGGGCCCCCUGUGCCGUGCUCCCCGGCUGCUGCUCCACUUCCUCGCCCUGCUGUGCUGCGCCUGCGCCUACAACGUGGACCUGGGGUCCCGGCUCGUGUUCACGGGACCCAAUGGCAGCUACUUCGGCUACUCUGUGCUGGGGCACAGCUACAGGGACUCCAGCUGGAUCCUGGUGGGAGCUCCGAAAGCCGACUCGGAUCUCCUGACAGAGACGGUGCACCCGGGCGCCAUAUUUAAGUGCCGGGUGCAGCCAAACGGCGAGCAGAGCUGCACUGAGAUGCUGCUGGGCUCGCGGCACAACCACCAAUGUGGGCGCACGUGCCUGGAGGAGCGCGACAACCAGUGGCUUGGCGUCAGCAUGGCCCGGCAGAACAAACCCGAUGGCAAGAUCCUGGCGUGCGCUCACCGCUGGAAGAACGCGUUCUACGUGAGGGAGUGGAAGCUGCCGCAUGGCCUGUGCUACAUCAUCCCCGCCAGCCUCGCGCCCAGCGAGAGCACACACAUCAUCCCCUGCUUUAAAGAGCACCAGAAGAAGUAUGGGGAGGAGCACGGCUCCUGCCAGGCGGGGAUCGCGGGACUCUUCCUCGAGGAUGCGGUCGUGCUGGGUGCUCCCGGCUCUUUCUACUGGACAGGCACGGUGAUCCUGCACAACCUGACCACACGCGCCAACUCCUUCUACUCGGAGAGCGAGCGCCGCGCUGUCGGAUACAGCAGCUACCUCGGGUACAGCAUCACAGCGGGGCACUUCACACACCCGCAGAGCACGGAGGUCGUGGGCGGAGCGCCACAAAGAGCCAACGUUGGAGAGGUCUACCUCUUCAGGAUUCAGCGAGGAGGUCUCCACAUCAUACGACAUUUCUCAGGGAAGAAGAUGGGCUCGUACUUUGGCUCGGCACUGUGCGCCGUCGACCUCAACAGCGACGGCCUCUCGGAUCUGCUGGUGGGGGCGCCCACGCACAGCGCCUCACGCGACGAGGGCCGCGUGCACGUCUAUGUCAACCACGGCAAUGGUGACCUGGUGGAGCAGGAGCCGCUGGUCGGGUUGAACGCUUACAACGCGCACUUCGGAGCCGUCAUCGCCGCGCUGGGCGACAUCGACGACGACGGAUUCCCAGACGUUGCAGUGGGGGCACCGCAGGAGGAGGAGUUUGGGGCGGUGUACAUCUACCAUGGCAGCCAGAACGGCAUCACUCACAAACAUUCACAGAGGAUUUUUGGGAAGAGUAUCGAGUCUGGGAUUAGCAUGUUUGGCCAGUCCAUCUCGGGUCAAGUGGACUUGGAUGGGAAUGGCUACCCAGACGUCGUCAUUGGGGCCUUCACGUCGGACGUGGCGGUGCUCUUCAGGACGCGACCGGUGAUCACGGUGGAGGCGUCGGUGGUGCUGCCGCGUUCCGUGAACAUCACGGCGCCGCUGUGUGUGGACGGUGGACAGCCGACGCUCUGCCUCAACGUGAGCGUGUGCCUGCGCUUCCGCGGGCGUGCGGUCCCGGGCAAGAUCGAGCUCUUCUACAACCUGACGGCGGACGUGGCCAAGAAGGCCGGAGGUUCACGGAUCAUCCUGGGUCCGUACGCCGACGGCAUCACGCAGGUGUCGGGCAAGGCCGACCUCGCAUACGACAAGCAGCUCUGCCGCACGCAGCUUGCUUACAUCAAGCGGGACAUGAGGGACGUGAUCUCGCCGCUGGCGUUUGAGGUGUCCUACUGGCUGGGCAAACACCACGUUGACGACGUGGGCGGCACCAACGGGCGGCCCAGAUUCCCCUCGCUGGAGCCCAUCCUGCGCUGGAACGACGGGCGUGGCAGCGUCGUGCGCAACAAGACCGUGUUCGAGAGGAAUUGCUUCAACGAGGAUUGCGCCACUGACAUGAAGUUGGAGGCCAAGAUGUUCAGCAAAAGUGCCAUCCAGACGGAAGAGCUGGUGAUCGGGGAUGGGCGUACGGUGUCACUGAACGUGACAGUGAGGAACGAGGGUGACGACGCUUACGACGCCACCACCACGCUCUCCUUCCCCAGCUCGCUCUUCUUCGUCAAGGUUUGGGAGCCGGAGGAGAAAUCUGUCAACUGUGAGCUGAAGCAGGAGGAGGAUCAGCCGAUAAACUCUCUCAAGUGCAGCAUCAGGUUCCCCUGCAUGAAGGCGCGCACCAAGCGAGAAUUCAGCGUGGUGUUCGACACGACACAACUCACGGGGAGCGAGGGCCCCUUAGAGUUCACCCUGCAAGCGAGAAGCGCCAGCCCAGAGCACGCCUCCAUGCUGGAGGACAACGACCUGGUGCUGCGCGUGCCGCUGCGGUUCCAGGUGGACACGACCAUGAAGGGGACGGUCAAUCCACCCUCGUUCGUGUACGGAGGAGAGGCCACCAACAGCAGCCAAUUCGUGCGACUCGACAACGCCGACUGCCUCUACCAGUGGAUCAACUUCUCCCUCCAGGUGAUAAACUUCGGGCCAAGCCCCCUGCCCAGCUCCAGCGUCGAAGUCCUCAUCCCCAACGUCCUGACGGAGGAUGGGCCGGAGCUCUUCCACGUGCGGCACAUCAAGAUCAACAGCGCCAACGGGAAGUGCUUCACCAAGGUGCCCUCGCAGAUCUGCCUCGUGCCGCACGACUCGGGCAGCUUCUUGCGCACACUUUUCACCAUCUUCAACAAGUCCGGCCGCAAAGUGCUCGACUGCGCAUGGCGGGGCGGCUGCCUGGUCGUCGGCUGUCAGCUGGGGAACAUCGACAGUGGGAACUCGAUCUCCAUCAACGUCAGCACCCUGCUCAACACCAAAAUCCUGGAGAAGGACAGCUCGUCGGUGAUCCAGUUCCUGGUGGACGCGAAAGUGCACCUCAACCACAGCCUGCACAUCUAUGAGGCACCGGGGGGCAACCCAGACGGCACCACGGUGGUGUUUGAGGCCCUGCACGACCUGCGUCCGCGUGGCUACGUGGCCGUGUGGAUCAUUGCGCUGAGCCUGCUCAUCGGCAUCCUUAUCUUCAUCCUGCUUGCUGUCGUGCUCUGGAAGCUCGGCUUCUUCAAGCGCUCGUACAAGGAGAGGAUGCAGGCGAGCAAGCAGGAGAAGGAGAGCCUGGACUGAGCGGCGCUGUGGGGGAGUGGGCGUGGCAGCGCCGUGGCCACGAGUCCCCGGCGUCGUUGAAGCGUGGUCCCGCGUCGCCCACGCAGCCACAACCGCUGCACGGCGUCGCGGGCGACGCGGGCAACUCGCCCGCUCUCUCGUUCGGCCACCAGCACAAAUCACAACCGACCGCGAGAGUGAGCAUGGACCCAGAGGAGGUCUGGCGAUCGCAGCCCCUCGCAGGAGAACAAGUCCGCGGCGCAUCCUGAGUGCGUCGCACAGGUGCCGACAUUCCGCAGGCUUCUAUCUUUGCGCGACCCCUCGCAAGCCAAUCAAUCCUCCUCCCUGCUCAAGCUGCAAAAGCCGUCGUGGCCCCUUGCCAUCGGGUCAUCCUCCUGACAAAUAAAAUGCGGCGUGCGAUGACGCAGCAUCUCUGCUUGUGAUGACCACAGCGCUCGUCAACUUGGAGAUCCUCCUUCGCGGCGAGGGGAGUGCGUGCGGCUGCAUUUUGUGAAUUCCCGGCGGGGCGAGUGGAUCCCACGGCAGAGCCUCCUCUGAGAGUUCAUCUGAACGACCUCGUAAACUUCUGGCAUCCGAGACGAUGAUGAGCGUUCGGGUUUGAUAGACACAGUGUAUAUUUUUUCAAGAGGACAUUGGGAAAAGUGCUGCCUUUUUGCGUGAAAUGAAUUCACUCUGUUAAUAAGUUAGAAGGAGGCGUUGAACGAUGAAAUAGAUGGUGACGCCACACGUGGAACUGAUGUGCUCACCCUCGAGAGCUGAGCGCUAAUCUCCACUUUUCUCAUGGAAAUCAGAAGAAGAUGUUUUCCGUGCCAGAUGCAACUCUUGGCGGAGCACAGUGCCUUUCCGGACACCGAGCAGAGACCAUCGUGUGUUUAUUCAAAGCCCGCGUGUGACGAGUUAUUUUGAAGCUCUGCAUUUUCAUUUUUGGUGCUGCCCAUCAAACCGAGCCUUUGUCCAGUUAGCAAUAAAACUAAGCAUGUUUUAUUUACACGGUGAAUAAAACUACACGGGCAAUAAAAGCAACGAGCUCAGCCGAUUUGACCCACGAGCACAUUCGCUCCGCACGUGGAACAAUUUAUCAGUGAGGCCUUUUCCAUCCUCCACCCAUGGCAUUUCCGUAUGCCGCACGUCCCCUCCGACGGACGUUGGGGGUGCACGGAGGCCUUCGUGAGGUCUGCCGCUCCCGCACUGGGAGAGCCGCCGUGCCUCGGCACUCUACGUGAUGCCGCCACCGUGUCGCACGAUGCUGUGCACCGAGCCGUGCUGUACCGAGCCGUGCUGUACCGAGGCCUGCUGUACCGAGCCGUGCUGUAUCGAGCCGUGCUGUACAGAGCCGUGCUGUACCAAGCCCUGCUGUACCAAGCCGUGCUGUACCGAGCCCUGCUGUCCAGAGCCGUGCUGUACCGAGCCGUGCUGUACCGAGCCCUGCUGUACAGAGCCGUGCUGUACCGGGCCGUGCUGUACAGAGCCGUGCUGUAUCGAGCCGUGCCAGCUAAUCUGACCGAUGCUGGCACCUCACCAACUUUGCCUCCAGUUGCCGUCGUAAUCCACUGGCGUCGUUGCGAUAGCGAGCAUUUCCGUUCGCGAGGUCUCGAGACCUGAAAACAGUGCGUUAAAUGAACAUCCACGUGAAUUUUUGUUGUUUAUAUACAUAUAUAUAAAGCAACUCAAUCAAUGAAUGCCAAAUAGUGUAACUGCUGUACAGUGCGACGAUUUUGCAACAACAUUCUCUGUUGACUUUUGUUCGCUUUACAAGUUGACCACUGUGUGGUGGGGGUUAGGAUUCUAUGAAAAUUCGCAAGUCUAGCGAGGACGUCCGCUCGGAAGGUUCCGCUGGGGGGGGGGGGGGUACGAUGAAUUUAAACGUUCAGCAGAAACGCAGAGUAACGGAAGUUCUUGCGAUUCCCACUGGAAUUUAGAAUUCUUUCUGGGGUCCCCGAGCACAUGUUGUGGAAUCAUUGUGAAAUAUUUGUGAGGGGCUGUUGGUGUGAGGAGGAGGGGGAUGUGCGCUGACAUUGAUCUGCCCCAGCUGACUGCCCGCUCGUCAAGGGGAGAAUCGCCCUUUGCGGAGUUUGUUGUGGAGAGACCCGGAUCGAGACACCCAAAUCGCCCUUCACCAAAUAAUUUCUUCCAACGUGACUGCAGUAAAUUGCCUCUUUUCUGCACAACAGUGGCAAAUCACUUUAAACAAUUAUAAGGUGUUUUAAAAAAAAUAGUACAAAUAUGUAAAAACCCGUUUAUUAAAGACAUUUAGACAGUGUUUGUAUAGUGUGGCACACGAGUGUAGUGUUUUUUACAAGUUUUAUAUUCACACACACACGCAACUGUACCAUAGCUCUCACCGCAUUGCCGGACUCACUGUGGCCAAGAGAUGAAUGCGUUUUAUUUUUGGCUCAAGUGAAAGAAAGCUUCCUGCGUUUGAGAUUCCGAACGUCUCGUUGAAUGUAGCCAAACACAGAGAAUGAGCGUCACAGCAGCGUUUGAAUAAAUGAAAACUUCCAGACGCC